GUCGAAGAGACGCACCGCAAAUUUCCCAUAGUGCACACUCGACAAGAUGCAGUACAUAUUGAUGACCCUGCUUUCAUCGACGAUAUAUACCCGGAAUCCUCCCAACGGCACCGCGAAAAUUUUCACACACUGGUGAAGCUCCUACUGACUCCUGGUUCAAUAUCUGGUACAGCGGACAAUGAAUUCCACAGACGUCGGCGGGCUGUCCUGAAACGAUAUUUUUCCCGACAGAGUGCUCGGCGUCUCGAGCCGCCUAUCAACGAUACACUCGGGACGCUAUUUGAGAGGCUGAAAGAGUGGGCUAGGGAAGGGAAGACCAGUGCAUAUGAACGUCGUAUUCCGCGGCGCAGCUAA
Molecule: messenger RNA, 354 nt
Organism: Trichoderma asperellum CBS 433.97
Lineage: Eukaryota; Fungi; Ascomycota; Sordariomycetes; Hypocreales; Hypocreaceae
Source: RefSeq, a predicted model, not a curated record